Messenger RNA from Hemiscyllium ocellatum (epaulette shark), 1568 nucleotides. RefSeq names its product dual specificity phosphatase 2 (gene dusp2). The record is from RefSeq and is a predicted model, not a curated record. Bases 124 to 1053 code for a protein of 309 amino acids. Gene Ontology annotation, molecular function: MAP kinase tyrosine/serine/threonine phosphatase activity; protein tyrosine/threonine phosphatase activity. The transcript is spliced from 5 exons. Gene Ontology annotation, cellular component: nucleus; cytoplasm. Lineage: Eukaryota; Metazoa; Chordata; Chondrichthyes; Orectolobiformes; Hemiscylliidae. Gene Ontology annotation, biological process: negative regulation of MAPK cascade; endoderm formation; protein dephosphorylation.
CGGUACCUGGAGAGGAGUUCUAAUCCCACAACAUCCCUCCAGCAGCCCUAACGCCAUCUCCUCACCCUGACUACAUUCCCCUCCCCUGUGGCUGGAGUAAUUUUGUGGAUUGCACCCUUGGCCAUGGUCACCACUGAGCCCCUGGAGAUUGACAGCUGCCAGUUGAUGCACUUGUUGGUGGAGGCCCAGAAGCGACCCCUGGUGCUGGACUGCCGCUCCUUCCUGAACUUCAACGCCUCCCACAUUCGGGGCUCCCACAACGUCUACUGCAACUCCAUUGUCAAGCGUAGGUCCAAGGGCGCCAUCACCCUGGACUGCAUCCUGGCCGAGGAGAGCGUCCGCGCUGGCCUGAGGGGCGGCCGCUACCACACGGUGGUGGUGCUGGACGAGAGGAGCCUGGGUUUCGCCUCGCUGACCGGUGACCCCACGGAUAAGCUGGUCCUCAGCACCCUCCUCUCUCAGCUGGACGCCCACAGCGUCCACACCUACUUCCUGAAAGGAGGUUACGAAACCUUUCACUCGCUGUUCCCUGGCAUGUGCACACAGAUUGCCAAGCCUUGCCCACAGGGGAGCCCCGGUGAAUCUCCAGUGUUCCGCUCCACGCCAUUGUACGAUCAGGGUGGCCCAGUAGAAAUUCUGCCCUUCCUGUACCUGGGCAGUGCCUACCACUCCUCUCGCAAGGACAGCCUCCAGUCUCUGGGCAUCACCGCCCUCCUCAACGUCUCGUCUACCUGUCCCAACUACUUUGAGAGCACCUUCCAGUACAAGUGCAUCCCGGUGGAAGACAGCCACGUGACCGACAUCAGCGCCUGGUUCCGGGAGGCCAUCGACUUUAUCGACUCGGUGAAGAGCAGCGGGGGCCGCACCUUGGUCCACUGCCAGGCGGGAGUCUCCCGCUCGGCCACCAUCUGCCUGGCGUACCUGAUCCACGCUCAGCGGCUCCCCCUGGAGGAGGCCUUCGACUUUGUCAAGCGACGGCGGGGGGUCAUCUCGCCCAACCUCGGCUUCAUGGGGCAGCUGCUGCAGUUCGAGACCGAGGUGCUGUGCCGCUGAGGGAGGGGGCGGAGGGUUGAGACGGCCUCCCCUUCCGGAAGUUUCCGGCCGCGGCCACCUCUCGACACGUUGCUGCCCCAAACUCCGGGCCUUGCUUUGCGUUGACGCAGAAGCCCCCUUGGCGUUUCCAUCGACGGGGUCGGGACUAAUCUCCCCAGUUCCCGGAACACACGUGUCCCUCCGGACGAGUGCCAGCGUUCGGCGGCCGCUGAAGCGACGCGAGCCACCCUCUCCUUCUGGCACAACGCCACCUCCCUGUGGCAGAGCCUGGGAGAAAAACAUUCUGACCACCUGGCACUGACUGCUCUCCCGAGCUCCGGCUCCUUGAGGAAGGGGGUGGAAAACAGUUCAGGGAGAACAUCUGAAUGACUUUGGGCUUUGUCACCUGGUGAGGCAGCAGCACAGUUACAGAAAAUGUGACUUGUUUCUCUGUUUUAAGGGAAAACUACCUGCUAAUUUCCUUUUGAAAGGAAACUACUUUAUAGAGAGAGAGAUAUAUAUUUUUUUUUUCAGAU